This is a messenger RNA of Lolium perenne, 1031 nucleotides long. The record is from RefSeq and is a predicted model, not a curated record. NCBI's taxonomy places the organism in Eukaryota, Viridiplantae, Streptophyta, Magnoliopsida, Poales, Poaceae.
AUGACGGCUGGGCCCGUACCUGCGUGGGGCCGUUUGUUUGAGACGCUACCUCUCCUCAAUCCCGUGCCUCUCUCUCCUCCUCCAAUCCAGUCCUCCCCUCCCCCCAACCCCAUCGCGGGCGCCGCCGGUGCCGCCACCUUGCAUCGGGAGAGCGGCCGCGGGGCGCUGCUGCGUGGAGCGCCGGGAGGCAGCCGACGUGAGCGAGGACGGAGCACGGGCGCGCGGCCGCCGCCACCUCACAUCGGGAGAGCAGCUGCGGGGCGCUGCUGCGUGGAGCGCUCCGCAGGCCGCGUCUUCUCUCACCUCGAGCAGAUCCUUCCGUCUCCACUCAACGCCUCUAACUGGGUGGAGGAGGAGGAGUGGAGCAGCCUCAAUAUCUGUUUAGAAGAUGCAGAAGGCGCAAAAUAUUUUGCUGAUCUGGUUUCAUGCUUACAGACACAAUCUUUUUGGACCAUGGGAUGGCGUAUGGUUGUUGUGCUUGAGAUUCAGCAUUUAGGAGCAUCAUAACUGGCAUUCUUCAAGGAGACAAGUCUGACUCCCUUCUGUAUGGUUCCGCGAUAAUGGCAAGAAGAUAUCUUGGAAUGAGGACUUCGAUGGAAAGGUGAGUCGUCAUUUUUCUUGUGAUCUACAUGAUUAUUCCAUAGGAUUGGACAGUUUUAUCAGUUUGUCUUGACCUCCAUACAUCUAUCUCGUCUACUCUGAAAUUUGACUGUGGAGUCUGUUGGUCAAUUGAGGUUUAGUUGCGAAAUAUAACUGCUAUGAUAGGAGGCUGACUGGUUUAUUGUAUUACUAUUUGAGACUGGCAUCAGCGAUGCUAUAAUUGCAAUGAUGUACUUAAUACCACUAGGUGAAACACUAUUUCCAGUUCCACUGCUCUGUGUCAUUUCUAUCGAUUCACCUGUCGUGCUAUUCAAAGUACCUGGAGGUGCACAAUUGAUUAUGUUAAAGGGCACAUUUUGUAGUUUGUGGCUUUGCCUAGGUUGUGCAACAUUUGUUCUUACUUGUGAAAGGGCAUUACGGAAGUUACACAU